UGCACAGGAACGGCUUCCUCAUAAUUGGUAUACAAGCAGAAAAAUUUACGAACCUGAAAGCCCCGCCAGAGAGAGCAAGUGCAGAUGAGCGGGAAAGUUUAUCGGAUCGCAGAGCGUUCUCCGGGCUCCCGACAACCGGUACUAAUGGACACCACGCACGGCGUCACCAGAAGCCCCGGCAACACACUUUCAAGCCUCCUGUCAUGGGGUUACGAAGUGGAUCAAAUGAGAAGAUCAUGCCGGACGGGCCUCAUUGCAUCCAAUCGAAGUAAUAGACAUCCAGCGAGCAUGGCUCUCAGGCCGCCACGACGGAGGCUCACCCAAAGUUACCAAAUUCUAGAAAACAUUCGAUUGAUCUUCUCAAAAAGAGCGACCUGCGACUUCUUCAUGUUGAUGAUAGGCAGCUUAUUAGGCAUGUCAAGGCCAAAGGGGUGGAGGGGACGUCCGCGAAGCCUGCUGAGGAAGCAGGACGCAGGAAUGUGGUUUUAGAUCUGAAAAGCUACGUGGAAACCGCAGCUACAUGUCGGUCAUUGCGUGAUAGGACUGGGAAGAACAAGAACGCAG
Molecule: messenger RNA, 564 nt
Organism: Laetiporus sulphureus 93-53
Lineage: Eukaryota; Fungi; Basidiomycota; Agaricomycetes; Polyporales; Laetiporaceae
Exons: 2
Coding region: 145-489 (114 amino acids)
Source: RefSeq, a predicted model, not a curated record